Anopheles stephensi (Asian malaria mosquito) is the source of this 920-nucleotide messenger RNA. Its product is annotated as fibrinogen C domain-containing protein 1-like. The record is from RefSeq and is a predicted model, not a curated record. NCBI's taxonomy places the organism in Eukaryota, Metazoa, Arthropoda, Insecta, Diptera, Culicidae.
CGUCUCAUAGCGUCAUUGCACCAGUUUUGCCAGUGUUAUCAACAUGCUCAAGGUUAGCCUCCUAUUUGCGCUAACGCUCAGUGUUGGCGUACAGUGUGAGCCAAGCUCCGAAACAUCAAGUGUGGUUAAAGAUGGGUUUGCGUUCGAAAUGAUCAUGACGAAAUUAAAAUUGCUUGAAGAUCGCCUCACUCAGACGGCACAACUGAUGGAAAAUAGUAGUGAGUACAAAUUCUGCAGUGCAGUUCCCGCAUCCGGUGUGUACAAGAUUCAACCGGAAAGCCUUUCAGAUCCGAUCACUGUGCUGUGCGAUCAGGAGUACGAUUCGGGUGGAUGGGUUGUGAUACAGCAUCGGUUUGAUGGAUCGACAAACUUCUAUCGAAAUUGGAAGGAGUACAAGCAUGGGUUUGGAAAUCUGGACGGCGAGUUCUGGCUGGGGUUGGAUCGCAUUUAUCAGCUAACAGUGUCCCGGCCGCAUGAGCUGAUAGUGCUGCUGGAAGAUUUCGAAGGUAACAGUACGAUUGCAAAAUACGAUCUGUUCGAAAUUGGUCACGAGGAUCAGAAGUACGUUGUCACGAAGAUGGGUGGAUAUUCGGGAACGGCAGGAGAUUCCUUCAGUGGCACGAAAGGGAUGAAGUUUUCCACGUUCGAUGCGGAUAACGAUACGUGGGAAAACCAGUGCGCUGUUACGUUUGCUGGAGCAUGGUGGUACAGCAACUGUCAUUCCAGCAAUCUGAACGGAAAAUAUCUGCGAGGAAAAACGGCGGAAUAUGCUACCGCAAUGGAAUGGUCCAGCUUUCGAGGGCACCACUAUGCGCUGAAGUCAGCUAAAAUGAUGAUAAGACCAACACGUGCUUAGUAAACUUUCGAUAUAACAAUUUUUAAAAUAAAGUUAGUUGCAAAGAAUAACGCGUGCUGUAAAA